Molecule: messenger RNA, 1140 nt
Organism: Cuscuta epithymum
Lineage: Eukaryota; Viridiplantae; Streptophyta; Magnoliopsida; Solanales; Convolvulaceae
Source: the annotation of a GenBank genome assembly
CGGCACAAUUUUACCACUGGCCACCGAGUACAAAUGCAAUUCAGUCAUCGUCAAUAGCACCAAGCGUUCCUUGCCCAGAGCUGUCUUCACUCCGAAAGACUCCGCCCCCAAAACAAACAGUAAUGAAGCAGAUGAGAAAAACUCUACCAGUUUAACAUCCCUUGUGCAAGUUUACAAAGUGGCACUUUUUAACGGAGAUAUGAAAGGGGUGUCAAAAGUUGAGGCUAUGAUGUGCCAGAUCGAAAAGGAGAAAACCAUGUUGGCUGAGAGGGUUUCUGCUUUGUCUGAUGAAAUUAAAUCGGGGAAGGCAAAAUAUAUGCGGUUGCAAGCAGAUUUUGAAAAUUUCAGAAAACGAUACGAUAAGGAGAAAUCAACAAUUAGAAGUGAUAGCGAGGCAGAAAUAAUUGAGAACCUCUUGCCAAUUGUGGACACUUUUGAGAGUGCUAAGCAACAGGCUAAGCUAGAAACAGAGAGGGAGAAAAACAUAGACAAAAGUUACCAGGGCAUAUACAAGCAGUUUGUAGAAAUAAUGAGGAGUUUGCAAGUCACUGUAGUGCCCACUGUUGGCAAGCCAUUUGACCCAUCACUACAUGAAGCUAUUGCUCGAGAAGAAUCUAACGAGUUUCGGGAGGGAGUAAUAACUCAAGAAUACCGGCGUGGAUUUAGGCUUGGAAAUCGACUAUUGAGACCAGCCGUUGUUAAGGUUUCAUCUGGCUCUGGUAAUAGGAAACGCUGGCCAGUCCCACAGCAAUCUGUUGGGCAGCAGGGAGCAACUGAUGGAACUCAUGGAUGAAGCUGCUAAUCCUGCUAUGGCAUGAUAAUCAUAAUAUUCAAAAAUAUCUUUCCUGACAACUUCCCACUUCCCAGUGUGGCACUAUUUUGGCGAGUAUGUCAUUGCUAGUUGCUGUUGUAAACUUGUGUUAUAUAUACUUCAAUGAAUUUGAAGUAUUUUUCUCAAAGUAAUAUGUCAGGUGGUCAUUCAAUGUUGUAAGUCAUUUAAACGGUGUAUAGUUUUUUUGCUUCGGUUACAAACUUUGAUUCUUCGUUUCAUCAUGCUUGGGAUUUAUUUUAAUAUUAAUAAGCCAAUAGUUAAAUCACGCAUGUCAUUGUUUUUCUUAUUAAAGGUCCCAUUUCUCGUAA